Messenger RNA from Aspergillus clavatus NRRL 1, 927 nucleotides. RefSeq names its product translation initiation factor eIF2 subunit alpha. The transcript has 4 exons. The record is from RefSeq and is a predicted model, not a curated record. Gene Ontology annotation, cellular component: eukaryotic translation initiation factor 2 complex; multi-eIF complex; eukaryotic 48S preinitiation complex. Gene Ontology annotation, molecular function: RNA binding; translation initiation factor activity; ribosome binding. NCBI's taxonomy places the organism in Eukaryota, Fungi, Ascomycota, Eurotiomycetes, Eurotiales, Aspergillaceae. Bases 1 to 927 code for a protein of 308 amino acids.
AUGUCGUUAACAAAUUGUCGUUUCUACGAGGAGAAGUACCCGGAGGUUGACAGCUAUGUCAUGGUCAAUGUCAAGCAGAUUGCCGAAAUGGGCGCAUACGUGAAGCUCCUCGAAUACGACAACAUUGAUGGCAUGAUUCUGCUGUCCGAAUUGUCGCGGAGACGUAUCCGUAGUAUUCAGAAGCUCAUCCGUAUCGGACGUAACGAGGUUGUCAUCGUGCUUCGUGUUGACAAGGAGAAGGGUUACAUUGAUCUUUCCAAGCGUCGUGUUUCACCCGAAGAUGUCGUCAAGUGUGAGGAGAGAUACAACAAGAGCAAGGCGGUUCACUCCAUCAUGCGCCAUGUUGCAGAGGCCACCCAGACCCCCCUCGAGGACCUAUACCAGAAGAUCGGAUGGCCCCUGAACCGGAAAUACGGCCAUGCGCACGAUGCCUUCAAGAUCUCCAUCACGAACCCUGACGUGUGGGAGGAUGUGGAAUUCCCUAGCGACGCCGUGAAGAAGGAGUUGACGCAGUACAUUAGCAAGAAGCUUACUCCUGCCCCGACGAAGGUUCGCGCUGAUAUUGAAGUUACCUGCUUCGGCUAUGAAGGAAUCGAUGCCGUCAAGACUGCUCUUCGCACUGCGGAGGCAAACAACACCCCCGAGAACCAGAUCAAAGUCAAGCUUGUCGCCCCUCCCCUUUACGUCCUGACCAGCCAGUGCUUGGAUAAGACCAUGGGCAUCAAGCUGCUCGAGGAGGCCAUCGAGAAAAUCCAGGUCAACAUCAAGGAAGCCGGUGGUGGCUGCAUCGUCAAGAUGGCGCCCAAGGCCGUUACCGAGCACGAUGACGCGGCACUCCAGGAACUCAUGGACAAGCGGGAGCGUGAGAACAUGGAAGUCAGCGGCGAUGAGAGCAUGUCAGAGAGUGACGAGGGUGUUCCUGAGUAA